Salvelinus namaycush (lake trout) is the source of this 1770-nucleotide messenger RNA. It is a transcript of the gene gad2, whose product is annotated as glutamate decarboxylase 2. Gene Ontology annotation, cellular component: cytoplasm. The coding region runs from base 1 to 1770 and encodes 589 amino acids. Gene Ontology annotation, molecular function: pyridoxal phosphate binding; glutamate decarboxylase activity. The transcript is spliced from 16 exons. Gene Ontology annotation, biological process: GABA shunt. Lineage: Eukaryota; Metazoa; Chordata; Actinopteri; Salmoniformes; Salmonidae. The record is from RefSeq and is a predicted model, not a curated record.
AUGGCAUCACACGGAUUUUGGGGUCUUGGCGCGCCAGAGAAUGCUGGUGAUAAUACCAGUAACCAAAGCCCCACUACGCCCAGGGCAUGGUGCCAGGCGGCGGCCCAAAAACUACCUGGAGGCAUUGGAUCGAAACUGUGUGCUCUACUCAGUGUUGCUGGAGAGGGCGAGAAAACACCUGAGCCGACAUCCACCAAACUGGAUGAGACAACGGUUGGGACCUGCGGAUGCAACAAACCGUGCAAUUGUCUGAAGGCGACUGAGGCGACUCUCGGUUUCUCAGAUCUAUAUUCAACAGAUCUACUACCCGCGUUGGAUGGUGACUUGAAGACAAUGACUUUUCUCCAAGAAGUUGUGGAUAUUUUGCUGGCAUAUAUCACGGAAUCGUUUGAUAGGGAAACGAAAGUCAUUGAUUUCCACUAUCCCAAUGAAUUGCUUCAGAGAAACAACUGGGAACUGCAGGAUGAGCCAGAAACACUGGAUGAUAUUUUGAUAAGCUGUCGUGCAACUCUGAAAUACGCUAUCAAAACAGCCCACCCCAGAUACUUCAAUCAGCUCUCUACAGGAUUAGAUAUGGUUGGUCUUGCAGCUGAUUGGCUAACGUCCACCGCAAACACCAACAUGUUCACCUAUGAGGUGGCUCCAGUGUUCGUGCUGCUGGAAUACGUCACUUUGAAGAAAAUGAGGGAGAUCAUUGGCUGGGAGGAUGGCCGAGGGGAUGGAAUCUUCUCUCCCGGUGGUGCCAUUUCCAAUAUGUAUGCCAUGCUGCUGGCUCGCUUCAAGAUGUUUCCUGAAGUGAAGGAGAAAGGAAUGUCAUCAGUCCCCAGACUGGCAGCCUUCACAUCCGAGCAUAGUCAUUUCUCAAUCAAGAAAGGAGCAGCAGCCCUCGGCAUUGGUACAGAGAGUGUCAUCUGCAUCAAAGCAGAUGAGAGUGGUAAAAUGAUACCAGCUGACCUUGAAAGGAAAAUACUGGAAGCCAAGCAGAAGGGAUUUGUGCCAUUCUUUGUGAGUGCGACGGCUGGCACCACAGUCUACGGAGCCUUUGACCCCCUCAUUGCCAUCUCAGAUAUCUGUAAGAAGUACCAAGUCUGGUUUCACGUGGAUGGUGCGUGGGGAGGCAGUCUCAUCAUGUCCAGGAAGCACAAGUGGAAGCUAGAUGGAGUUGAGAGGGCCAAUUCAGUGACAUGGAACCCUCACAAGAUGAUGGCAGUCCCACUGCAGUGCUCAGCCCUGCUGGUCCGGGAGGAGGGGCUGAUGCAAAACUGCAACCAGAUGCACGCCUGCUACCUGUUCCAGCAGGAUAAGCACUACGACCUGUCCUACGACACUGGGGACAAGGCCUUGCAGUGUGGACGUCAUGUGGACAUCUUCAAGCUCUGGCUCAUGUGGAGAGCUAAGGGCACCAUCGGGUUCGAGGCUCAGAUUGACAAGUGUCUGGAGCUUUCGGAGUACCUGUACAACAAGAUCAAGGGCAGGGAAGGAUAUGAGAUGGUCUUCAAUGGAAAGCCUCAACACACCAACGUGUGUUUCUGGUACCUCCCUCCUGGCAUGCGGUACCUGGAGGACAAAGAGGAGAAAAAGAAGCGCCUGCACAAGGUGGCUCCAGUGAUCAAGGCCAGGAUGAUGGAGUAUGGGACAACCAUGGUCAGCUACCAACCACAGGGGGACAAGGUCAACUUCUUCCGCAUGGUCAUCUCCAACCCCGCGGCCACCUUUGAGGACAUCGACUUUCUUAUCGAGGAAAUCGAGCGGCUCGGUCAGGAUCUAUAA